AACUACCGUAACUACUUUCUAUAAAUGCCACCAUUGUUCCAUUACAUAGAAAGGUUAGGCAAAUUGUAAGACAAGUUGUGGUUGCGCUGAUUGAGGAACAUGGCCACUGGAGCUACGGAUGGACUUUUCCGGUCGCUCUACGAAGGGAGCAUCUCCAGCUGCGACAUCGGAAUGGAGCGCCGGCCGUACCACCGGAACUGCCGCUGUGCCCUCCACGACAAGUCACGCGGGAAUUGUUCCCGUGCAUUCCCAAAGUGCAAGAACGUGUCUUACCCUAUGAGGAGAUCUUGGAGUGAGGGAUGCUUGGCCAUGGCAGCAGCUUAUUGUCAUUCUUCUCCGUCUUCUUCACCGGUUUUGGCUGGGGUUCAUGGGCCUGGGAAGCAGCAAUUGGAAUCAUAUAAAGAAGAGGAGGAAGAUAAUCAACUGGCAACGGCUAAGGUGUGAAAUUGAAUAAGAAAGGGAAUGAAUAAACUUUGGCCUUUUUAUGAUACUGGGAUCAUGUUUUUGUUCUGGUUUUAGAAUAAGUGCAGAUCAUAGGGUGAUGAGGUAAGGAAAUUCUGUUAAUUAUUGAUUGUAAAAACAUUGGAAGGUUUUGAGAAGGUUUUUGAUUAAUGCCAUCUUUUUUGAUUAAUUGGACUAGUAAAUCCAAUAUUUAUGGCAAAAAGAAUGGCCUAAAUCAAAAUUGGCUGCUCUGUACUUGUGUUAAAAAUUUUUUUAUAUAUAAAAUCCUUUCAUC
Messenger RNA from Durio zibethinus, 736 nucleotides. RefSeq lists its product as uncharacterized. The record is from RefSeq and is a predicted model, not a curated record. Lineage: Eukaryota; Viridiplantae; Streptophyta; Magnoliopsida; Malvales; Malvaceae.